AUGAAUCAAGAUGCUAAGAAAAUCGCGAAUAACCUCUACGGAAGAGUCAACGCGCCGGCUGUCGAGAGAUGCCGAGUUAACUUUUGCACGGACUUAGAAAAGUCAGUUUUGAUGAGCAACUUUGAGAGGCGGGCGUGGAACCAAGUUGGGCCCGACGAUGAAUGGAACUUCUACUGGGCCUCCACGCAGACGUGCCGCAACUUAUUCAGCGUCGAGAGCGGGUACCGGAUGAAUGACAACCAAAUAAUAAAUCACUUCCCAAACCACUACGAACUGUCGCGGAAAGACUUGCUUGUGAAAAAUAUCAAACGCUACAGGAAAGAACUCGAAAGGGAAGGCAAUCCUUUGGCUGAGAAAGCCGAGGUCGCGUUACACGGAGGUCAAGUGGUAACUCGGUAUGUUCAUCUAGACUUUGUGCCUGUUACGUUUGUUCUCCCAGCCGACUACAACAUGUUUGUGGAGGAGUACCGUAAGUCACCCCAAAGCACCUGGAUCAUGAAGCCGUGCGGAAAAUCCCAGGGAACAGGAAUUUUUCUCAUAAAUAAGUUAUCUAAAUUGAAGAAAUGGUCUCGUGAAGCAAAAACGCCUUUCCAUCCGCAGCUGACCAAAGAAAGUUACGUUAUAUCGCGGUAUAUAGACAAUCCUCUACUAAUAGGGGGCAAAAAGUUUGACCUGAGACUUUACGUGUUGGUCACUUCUUUCCGACCUCUGAAGGCUUAUCUGUUCCAACUCGGCUUUUGUAGGUUUUGUACGGUGAAGUACGACACAAGUGUUACGGAGUUAGAUAAUAUGUACGUACAUCUUACUAACGUUAGUGUGCAGAAACAUGGCGGCGACUAUAAUAACAUCCACGGAGGGAAGAUGACGGUGCAGAAUUUGCGAUUGUAUUUAGAAGGUACGCAAGGCAGGGCGGUUACCGAGAAGCUGUUCGCGGCAAUGCAGUGGCUCAUUGUGCAUUCCCUCAAGGCAGUGUCAUCUGUGAUGGCCAACGACAGACAUUGUUUUGAGUGUUACGGCUACGACAUAAUUAUUGAUAAUCAAUUAAAGCCGUGGUUAGUGGAGGUAAACGCGUCUCCUUCUCUAACAUCUACGACAGUCAAUGAUAGGAUAUUGAAAUAUAAAUUGAUAGAUAAUAUUCUGUCCGUGGUGUUGCCACCUGAUGGUGUACCAGAUGUUCGCUGGAAUAAAAUACCAAACGCCGAAGCUUUGGGUAAUUUUGACUUGUUGAUUGACGAAGAAUUGUUAGAGAAAGAAGAACCUUCCUCACACAGUCGUGCCGUGAAAACGAAAUAUAAAUGAGUAGAAUACAAAACAAGUGCAGUGAACU
Molecule: messenger RNA, 1327 nt
Organism: Helicoverpa zea (corn earworm)
Lineage: Eukaryota; Metazoa; Arthropoda; Insecta; Lepidoptera; Noctuidae
Product: polyglutamylase complex subunit TTLL1-like
Exons: 1
Coding region: 1-1299 (432 amino acids)
Biological process (GO): protein polyglutamylation; microtubule cytoskeleton organization
Cellular component (GO): cilium
Molecular function (GO): tubulin-glutamic acid ligase activity; tubulin binding
Source: RefSeq, a predicted model, not a curated record